AUGUUGGUAUUGAAAAGAGCUCCAAUUCAAAGACUUGCCUAUCAUGGAAUUAGAUGCUUCUCAAAUGCAUCGUUGUCUUUAAAUAGAUUGGCAAAUAUCUCAUCCCUGGGAGGUGACAAAACAAUUGAACAUAACAUCAAAUCGGAAACUAAUCGACUUUCAAAAACAGGUAGUAGAUUCUGGGAUAAGGGCCACGUUUUUCACAAUCAACAAACUGGCAGGUUUGAGAUUCAAUUGGAUGGAAAGACUUUGCGCACGCCAUUGGGCCUCCCGUUGACCUUACCAGAAAAGAAGAAACAAUUAGCCUACUUGAUUGCACACGAAUGGACGCAUUUGCCUAAAAUAUCUUUGAAAUCUAGCGCUUUACCAUUGACUGGCUUGGCAGCAAGAGCUAUUGAUCUAGAAUCCAAGAGAAGUCAAAAAGAAGUUAAUAACGAUGGAGGUGAAGAAAUGCUCGCAAUUGAGGAUUUAAAGCUCAGCAUGUUGAAAUAUCUCGACACAGAUACUUGUCUUAUCUUUGCAGGAGCAAAAGACUGUGAUGGGAAGUUGAGGGUUAGGCAGGAGGAACUUUAUCGUCCUUUGAUCGAAGAGUACAAUGAUUUUUUUACAAAGUAUGGAUUGAGCAGAAACUUACUCAAGGAGAAUGAGAGAAUUGAAUUGAAGUUCUUGGACUGUGAAAAAGAUGGCUUGAGAGGAAAUAAGCAAAGCUUGAAAACUCAGCAAGUGGUGAUAGACUGGUUAGACCAAUUAGACAUUUUUGAAUUUGUUGCUUUAGAAAAAUCUAUUCUUACUACAAAAUCAUUCCUUUGUGCUGUGUCGGUUUUGAGAUCCAAUGUUUCUGAUGAACCAAGAAUGAGAGAUAUUUUCCAAUUGAAUAGGGACUCCAAUGACCUUUUUUGGUACAAAACCGUCGAAGAGAUCAUAGAGUUGGGAAACUUGGAAACGAUCCUUCAAACUGGUGAAUGGGGAGAAGUUGAAGAUACACAUGACGUUGAACAACGAGACUGGUUGAGGAGUUUGACCAGUGCUGCUCUUUUAAGUCAUUAA
Lodderomyces orthopsilosis Co 90-125 is the source of this 1047-nucleotide messenger RNA. RefSeq names its product ATP synthase complex assembly protein. NCBI's taxonomy places the organism in Eukaryota, Fungi, Ascomycota, Pichiomycetes, Serinales, Debaryomycetaceae. Bases 1 to 1047 code for a protein of 348 amino acids. Gene Ontology annotation, biological process: mitochondrial proton-transporting ATP synthase complex assembly. The transcript has a single exon. Gene Ontology annotation, cellular component: mitochondrion. The record is from RefSeq and is a predicted model, not a curated record.